AGUAAUAAUAAUGGAGAGAAGGUUGUUUGAUGCAGCAAGAGAAGGGAGUGUAACAUCCCUUCUAAAUUUACUUAAAGAAGAUCCAAUAAUUCUAGAUAGAAUAUCAACUUCAGGAACAUAUUCAGAAACACCCCUUCACAUAGCUGUUAUUUUAGGUAACUUUGACUUUGUUAAGGAACUCCUACAAAGAAAGCCAACCCUUGCCACUGAAAUUGAUUUACACAAAUCCACACCACUUCACCUUGCCUCUGCUACCAACAAUGUUAAAUUGGUAACACUUCUUCUCAGCGUUAGCCCCGGGAUCGUGUGCCGAGCUCGGGAUGCGUAUGGAAGAUGUCCUGUUCAUGUUGCAGCUAUUAAGGGUCGGGUCGAGGUGUUGAAAGAGUUGAUGCGAGUUGAUUCUGGUGCCGCUCUCCUGCGGACGGACCAGGAUGAUAGCAUUUUACAUUUGUGUGUUAAGUUUAAUCAAUUUGAAGCAUUGAAGGUGUUAAUUGAAAGAAUAAAUGAUAAUGUGCUCCUUAAUUGUGGGGAUUGUGAUGGCAAUACCAUCCUACAUCUUUCGGUUCUUAACCAACAAUCCGAGGCAGUCAACUAUCUACUUCAAAUCCAAACCAUAGAAGUGAACGCAAAGAAUGGUGCAGGGCAAACAGCAAUGGACAUCUUAUUCAAGGGCGUAGGAGGUAUGAUUGGACGCACCCUUCAUAAUGCUGGAGCCGUAAUUACAAAUUCUAACAGCCUUCCAUCACCUUCGCUUCCUGAAAACAACGGCGGUAUGAGGAAGAAUUUUUUGCUCAAGUACUUGCAGGACAAACAAGAAGCUGUAAUGGUUGCAGCAUCAUUGAUAGCAGCCGCCGCCUUUCAAGCCGGUGUCAAUCCUCCUGGAGGCAUUUACCAAGAGACUAUAAAUGAUGAUAAGCAGCAAGUAAUGGACAAGCAUAAAGCAGGCACAUCCAUCAUGGCAUACAGUGCCCCGGGGCUUUACACGUUGUUCAUUGUUGAAAACACGGUCGGGUUCAUAGCUGCUUUGUCUGUGUUCCUGUUGCUUCUUACAGGGUUGCCUCAAAAACACAGGUUCUUUAAAGGGCUAUUUAUGGUGUCGAUUUGGAUGGCUAUUGUUGCGAUUGCAGCGAGUUACGUGUCUUCUAUAAUAACGCUUGCUCCUCCUGAUGAACAAGUUAAGGUCGUUGCAUUUUCUAUUGCAGUGUUAGUCAUUGCUGUAUUGUUGUGGAUUUUGAUUGUUUUGUGGUAUGGUGGUUUUGGUCCUCGCAUAGUUGGGAUUAUUCACCAGAGGCGUGCCUCGAAAAAUGGACCGAUGACCCGAGCGGGUAGUCUCCUUGGGGGUGCAACAACUGGUGGUACUGGCAGUGUGUAAUCAUCCUGCUAUGUUGAAGUUCAUUUGUGAUUUGAAUGUUAUGCAGAGUGGAAAACUUUACUACGUACAGUUUACUCUGAAUAUCUGAGAGUGUUGUGUAUUUUGUUCUUGAAAUGUUGUUUUCCAAAAUUGUAGUGUGCUUAUAAAAAUUGUGACUUGGUUGGGGAAGUUGGUCCAUCACUACUAAGUUUAAUUUCUAUGUUUACUAAUGAUUUGAAUUUAAGCAAUUUAAUCAUUCUACUGACUUUUGGGCAUGUACAACGUUUUCUUUUUCACUCUGUUCAAUUCGUACUCUCUUCAUAGACUUUGGUUCAUUCUCGAAUUGCAAAUUUGCAACGACUAGAAUUGAAUUGCAUUGAAAUUUUGUGGCAACUUCGUUAGACCAAUCUCAUUCAUUGGCAAAAAAAAAAUUCUCUCUCUACCUACUUUUUCACUCUACUUUCCCACUUUUUCUCAUAGGCAUUUUUUUAACAACUCUUCAUACAUUUUUGGGCUUAAAAAAAAUUACCACUAACAUUUUUCUCUCUACCA
Messenger RNA from Chenopodium quinoa (quinoa), 1903 nucleotides. RefSeq names its product ankyrin repeat-containing protein BDA1-like. Gene Ontology annotation, molecular function: protein phosphatase 1 binding; protein phosphatase regulator activity. The transcript has 2 exons. Gene Ontology annotation, cellular component: plasma membrane. Bases 11 to 1372 code for a protein of 453 amino acids. Lineage: Eukaryota; Viridiplantae; Streptophyta; Magnoliopsida; Caryophyllales; Amaranthaceae. The record is from RefSeq and is a predicted model, not a curated record.